AUGGAGUAUACUGCUGGAGACAGUGCCGGAGACAGUGCCGGAGGCAGUGCCGGCGACAAGAACUCGCGCAUAGUAGGAGUGGAUACCAAAAAUCUGAUAGCUCAGAGGCUGCUGCAAUUGAGCCAUGAAGGUAAAGUAGCAUAUGGAGGUUUUGUGAAGACAGCCAAGGCAUUUGGAGUGAGCAGGAAGACAGUACAUAGAAUAUGGGCAGAGGCCAGCAACCAAAUCCAGCUUGGAGUACCUGUGAGCAUACAAGAUCGUGUUAGAGGAUACAAACGCAGUGAUAGAGUUCAGAUAGAUUCAAACAGAGUACGAGCUCUUUCAUUCCUUGAAAGAUCUACCAUCCGCAAACUGGCUUUCAAACUGGAGUUAAGUAAGAGUGCAGUGGGAAGAAAGGUUAAAGCAGGGGAACUGAGGCCACACACAAAUGCGGUGAAGCCCCUACUUACUGCCGCAAACAAGUUAGCAAGAAUGAAAUGGGGUCUCAUUCAUGUUCAGCCUCUGGUGCACAAUGGUAUGCUCAAAUACCACACAAUGCACAAUGUAGUGCACAUAGAUGAAAAAUGGUUUUUCAUGACCAAGGCUACAGAUAGAUAUUACCUGCUGCCAGAUGAAGAAGAACCAUAUAGGUCAUGUAAGUCAAAGCGGUUUAUCACAAAGGUGAUGUUUAUGUGUGCUGUGUGCAGACCAUACUUUGGAGAAGAUGGAGAUGUCAUAUUUGAUGGAAAAAUAGGCAUCUUUCCAUUCACAACAAAAGAGCAAGCCCAAAGAAAAUCGAAGAACAGAGCAAAAGGCACCUUGGAGACAAAACCAAUUCAAUCUGUGAACAAGGAAGUCAUGAGAGACUGCCUUAUCCACAAGAUCAUACCAACAAUCAAGGCUAAAUGGUCAGCCAACAUAAGCAAGGAGAUAUUCAUACAACAAGACAAUGCAAGACCCCACAUCAUGCAUAAUGAUGCUGAAUUUCAGUCAGUUGCAAACACUGAUGGCUUCAAAUUCCAUAUCAUUUGCCAACCAGCCAAUUCCCUAGAUUGUAAUGUGUUGGAUUUAGGUUUUUUCAGAGCAAUACAGUAUAUACAAGAUGACAAACUGGCCAGGGGAGUGGAUGACUUGUUGAGUAAUGUGCAAAGCUCAUUUGAAGAACUUAGUGCACAAACACUCAACAAAGUGUUUCUAACUCUUCAAACUUGUUUAACAGAGAUCUUGAAAGUGGAAGGGGGAAAUGGCUACAAAACUCCACACAUCAACAAAGAUAGGUUGUCAAGGUUAGGAAUACUACCACAGACUCUAGAGAUUGAAGAAAAUGUUGUCAAGGCUGCAGUGACAUAUCUACAACAGAGUGAAAAUGAUGCUGGGACAGCAUAUGACAUCUCACAUAUAUGUAGGGUUGUAGGUUUCUAA
Salvia splendens (bonfire salvia) is the source of this 1401-nucleotide messenger RNA. RefSeq lists its product as uncharacterized. NCBI's taxonomy places the organism in Eukaryota, Viridiplantae, Streptophyta, Magnoliopsida, Lamiales, Lamiaceae. The transcript has 2 exons. Gene Ontology annotation, molecular function: nucleic acid binding. Bases 1 to 1401 code for a protein of 466 amino acids. The record is from RefSeq and is a predicted model, not a curated record.